GUCGCCACCGGCGGCCGGGGAGCGCGGCGGGGGUGCGGGAGGUUCCCCGGCCGUGUGGGUGCCGCCGGGAGCGGCUGGACGCGGAGGUCAGGCCGCGGGGAGACGCAGGCUGAUGUGCCGGCGGAGGGGCUGAACCGAGCCAGAGCUUGUCACACCAGCUUGAAUUACUUAAUUUAUUAUUUUUAAAGAAGAGUAGAAGCAUAUUGUGUCGAAUUGUUUAGCCCGCCAUUCCCCAAACUUCUAAAAGUGCAAAGGAAAAAGAUGUAAUUCACACACAAAGUGCAGUUUGGCUGGAGCCCACCACAGGAGCGUGUUCUUCACUAACUGCGGACCUCAGCCAAGUGAGCGAUAGUGAAUACUCUGUUACUACAAUUUUGAGGCCAGUACUACUAUAAGUGUUUCAGGUCACCUUAGUGAGAAAGCCAUUAAACUCGGCUUCCCUUUGCCAGAAGCACUUUCAGUUUUCUUACGGGCCUAAUGGAAGAUGUUUACCUCUUGACUCCUUUGAAGGUGAGGGAGAUUUGUACAUAUCCUCCCUGCAGCCUACAGGGGUUUCUACCUUGGUGAAAGUAUACUGGACAAGUGUUGAACUUGAAAGCUGCUUUUAGGAUGUCUGAAGAUGAUGAAAAAGUUAAACUCCGUCGAAUUGAACCUGCCAUUCAGAAAUUCAUUAAAGUGGCAAUCCCAACAGAUUUGGAAAGGCUAAGGAAACACCAAAUAAAUAUUGAGAAGUAUCAGAGAUGCAGACUCUGGGACAGAUUGCACGAAGAGCACAUUAAUGCAGGACGAACAGUUCAGCAACUCCGUGCCAAUAUGAGAGAGAUGGAGAAACUCUGUUUGCGAGUCCGACAGGAGGACAUCCCAGUUCUGCAGAGAAUGAUAAAUCCCAUUAAAGAGGAAGCUUCAUUUGCCAUAAAAGACUUCCUGCAGCUCCAUUCUGAAUCUGCAGAAGAACUUAAAAGACAACUUGGACAAGAGGAUGCCUCUUUAACCAGAUCUGCAACUGUAGGAGGAGAAACUUUACAUAGUGCUGAAGUGAAGGAUGGCUCCCAAAGUUUAAUCCAGAUCUACUCCCGUCUUCCCGAAAUACCUCACGAAGAAAAUGCAGCUGAGUCCUGGGAAACUUUAGAAGAGGACUUGAUUCACCUUAGUCAGUUGGUGGCUGACUUUUCUCUCUUAGUCAGUUCUCAGCAGGAGAAGAUUGACAGGAUUGAAGACCAUGUCAACAGUGCUGCUGUGAAUGUUGAAGAGGGAACCAAAAACCUGGGGAAGGCUGCAAAAUACAAGCUGGCAGCUCUGCCUGUGGCAGGUGCAGUCAUUGGUGGAGUGGUGGGGGGUCCUAUUGGUCUCCUUGCAGGCUUCAAAGUGGCAGGAAUUGCAGCUGCACUUGGUGGUGGGAUUUUGGGUUUCACAGGUGGAAAAUUGAUACAGAGAAAGAAAAAAAAAAUGAUUGAGCAGGCCUCUUCCAGCUGUCCAGAGCUUUCUCACCAAAGUGCCAAAAAAUCCAGCUGAAGUACAGAUUCAUUAUGACUGAGAAUGAAAGUGUAGUGGCUGCGCUAAUGACAGACUUGCAGCCUUACGCUUUAAAUCUAAGGCUGAGUUGGGUGAAUUUUGACAACAGUACUGUUACUUGGGAGGGUGAAACAGUAAUGUCAGGAUUUCUCUUUUUAGAUGUGGUGACAUGAGUCCUUUGAAAAUUAUAUGGAUAACUUAAUUACAGAAUUCUUAGGUGAGUGAUAUGCACAGCUGUAACAAUGAGUGACAGGUUCUUAAUGCUAAAUUUGCACAAAGCGUCUUGCAGACAAUACAAAGAGAAAUAUUUGGAAAACCCCAGUGCUUUCCCAUGAACACCAUCCAGAAGCUGGAGCUUUUAUUAUAGUGCUCCAAAGAAAAGGAAAUAAGCUCCAUCUUUCCAUCAUGGUCAUAGUACUUUAAAUAUACUUUCAUUUAUCUGGAUUUCCAAACUCCUCCUGUGUAUAACCCCUGGGGUAUGACUGACUGUGCCUGGUCACUAAUGCACAGGGAAGCAUUGGCUGCCAUAAGAAAAGGUGAAAAUGUUGGGUGAGCUAUGUAGGAAAAAACCCUCAUGUAUAGCCCACAUUUGCCUCGAUCUGGCAAAUCAGAGCAGCAUCAUCAUCAUCUUUCCCCCUUUUUUGGGUACUUUUUUUUUUAAAUUUGUAAACUCAUCUUGUUCAAAGUGUAUUUAAGAACUAAGCAGUCUAAGCAGCAGCCCUGCAGGACUGCUACUGGAGAAUAAUUUUCCACGGCCGUUCAACUCCUUGGCUUGUCCUGAAAACACCAUCCAGGAUAAAGUAUCAAGCUCUGGCAUUCCGAGCUUGAGGCCUCCAGCUGACUUAAGCAGCACUUACUGCUAGACGUUGCCCUUGCUUCUCAUCUCCUGCCACCAGCAGAGCUCUGGUGGGAGAGCUAAAUGUGCUGGAACACUGUGCUGCAGCCAGGCCCACUCCCUCAAUAGUCAUCCUUAUCCUUCAAGGGUGGCAUCAGGCACCAGAUCGAAGGAUGGUGAAGCAGCGAGGCCCUUUAAAUGGUGCCAGCAUCAGAUGACAACCCCAGAUGAUGGGACUGUUUUGAAAACAUCAACCUGAUACUGUUUACAAGUAGUAAACUGUGCUUGUUUGGGUCAGCUGAGCACCUCCUGCGUGCUGUUCAGUUCUGAAACGCCUGCUUCCACUCGCACUGUAGAGCAGCUUCUCAGCCUUUUCAAGAUUUUGGGACAUGCUGUGGAGCCUGUAUGGGGUGAGAUGCUGUUAGUGCUUUUGCUGGCUUUUUAUUGCUGAUGCCUGUUAUUCUUACUAUCCUUCUAUUGCUGCUUAAGAAGCCUUGCGCUUCUGAAACCUCCAUUGUUAAAUAUGGAUGUGCUAAUGUGUUUUUAUUGUCACAUAAUUGUACUAUUGUCAUGUCAUGUACUGUUCAGCACAUGGUCCUACCUCCAUCCUUCCAGGACAGUUCCCACACUACUGCUGCUACUGUUUGGGGGAGCAGAAAUUGAGGUUGGGAAGCCACUUUUUAAGUUUUUUAGAUUGUUCAAUUCAUGGUGAGCUCUGCUUGAGUCUAGUUUUAUUAGGUGAACGCUGAAGUCGGUGUUCAGUGAUAAGGCUCCCUAGCAGAGAGCACUGUAUAAGGAAGCACACUGGGGAAAGAGCUCCCUUUUCCUAACCAGUACUUUGAUACCAUCAUUGGAAAUAGCUGUCUACUAAUGACAGAUGACAGGGUUUUGUGCCUGGAGACACUGUAAGCAACUGUUAGUUACAGCACAAAUGUCUUUUUCUAAACAGUUCUUUCUCGUUAAUUUUAAUAUAUGAUUGAAAUUGCUUUCAGUUAGAGCACUGUGUCUAUUUUAAGUAGGUCUGAGGCUCAGGGAAGCAACAUGUGCAAGAAUAGUUUUCACAAAUAAUUGCGAACAUUGUCAAAACUGCAUGGGUUAAAGCCACAGUGACUACAUCUGUAAAAUCAGCUGGAGAGAAAAACAUGACCCAAGUAGUUUGGCUCAUUUGCUCCUGUCAGGAAAAAAGCGUUUUUCUUUAAAUACAUCUACUUUGGAUGUAAACACAUUUAGUGAGCUUGUAACAACUCCAUACUAAGGCUGUUUCUUCCUUUGAUGUGUAAUUUUUGCAUUUAAAGGAAGAAACUAAGGAGAAAAAGUGUUCUUAAUCAGAAACUCUGGUUGAUUCAUUGUAUGAUUUAAAAAAGCUAUGUCUGCUUUCCUACUGUAUGCUCUGAAUCCUUGUGCAUUUAUUUAAAUGACAGCAGCCACAUCAGAGACAUUGUGGACUCCACCCUCUCCCCCCCAAGCUGGAUUAAUGCCAGGACAAUCUAAAUUCAUAAAACUGAAUUCCUGCCAUAGCUUAUACUAACUCAGCUUGGUAUGCACUCAAUUUUAUGAAAUAUAUAGCACAAAACCUGUUCUUCCUCCUUGCAUCUUUAAGGAAGCAACUUCAAAACAUUGUGUACACACUUAACUUGGGAGACUAUUAUUUAAACUGAUUUUUAAAAAAUAGGUGGGUUAUUUACAUAUCUGAAGAAAGAUGGGCAUCUGAGUAACCAAACUAGCAUUUAAAUUGCUAGGCAUGUUAGUCAGAAGAAAUGUAAGAUAUAAAUAAUUCUUUCAGACCAAAUAAAAGUUUUUGCCUAUGAAACUGGUUGUAGUAUUUAUUGAGGAUGUUGGGGUUUAUUUUCUUUCAGCAUCUAACAAAUUACCUCAUCAAAAAUUUUACAUUUUUAAAAUAAUUGCUUUACCAAGAUUUAAGAAUCCUGCAUUGAGUUACCAAACACAUGCUUCAGAUGUUGAAAUAUUUACAUUGACUGAAAUUAACACAAGUUUGUAAAAACACUGCAUGCAUCCAGUAACUCAUACACAUAGGCCUGCUCUGAAUGGGCUCCCUAAGUUCAAUGAAAGAGAGUUUGGAAGGGUUUUGUUCCAUUAUGGGGAUAACACUAAUACCAUCUGACAGCUUCCCAGGAAGGCCUCACAAAGUGCUGAAGGGAGCAGUUAGCUGGGCACCAAACGGCCAGAACCACUGCUGUAGGUGGUCAGAGCUGAAGGGCUCCAUUUGAAACACAUCUCACAUUUUGUCCAGCACUUGCUUUCUCUAGGUAAAUUCUCUGUAUCAUCAGAUAGAUAUCAAAAGGCUCAAGUGCUACUCAACAUUACGUUAGGCAAGCAUACCUCGACUGUGGCUGUUCAGCCUGCUUGCAAAUAGAAAAAAUCACUUGAAAGUUGGUACAGCCAGGUCAGUGGUCAUCAAGAACCUGGGAAAAUUGGGUCCAACGCCAGUGAAUACACAGUGGAAUGACUGGAGUGUGUAACCGUCAUAAAACUGUUACAUCUCAUUGUGCUGGGAUGCCAAAGCUCUGUGAAUAAGUCCUUACUCAGAAAGCAAACUUGGACUAAGGAAUGGUGGAAGGGGUUCCUCUCUCCCUUUCUAGCUGAGGUGGAGUUAAUUUUCCCUGUAGCAGCAAUCACAGUGCUGUGCUUUGCAGUGGUAGCUAGAAAGGCAUCAAUAACACACCAGUGUUUGGCUGCUGCUGACCAGCAGCAGCGCUCGCACAGCAUCGAGGCUGUCUCAAUUGAAAAUUCUGCCCCCCAACCACUGGGCUGGGGGUGGGCAAGAUCUUGGGCUGGGACACAGCCAGGACAGUUGACCCAAACUGACCAAAUGGAUAUUCUGUACCAUAUGAUGUCUGCUCAGUGAUAAAAGCUAAGAGGGGGGGGCAUUUGUUAUUACAACAUUUGUCUUCUGGACCAACCACUACAUGUACUAAAGUCCUGCUUCCCAGGAAGUGGCUGGACAUUGCCUACUGAUGGGAAGUAGAGGGCAAAUCUUGUUUUCCUUUGCUGUAUUAAUCUGCCUUUAUUUUGACCCAUGAGGUUUUUUUCCUAUCUUACUUUCUCCCCACCCUGCUGAGAAGGGGAGUGAUAGAGCAGCUUGGUGGGCACCUGGUGUCCAGCCAAGGUCAACCCAACACAACCAGCCAUGGGACUAUGAGGAAUACGAUGAGGUAGCAUCUCUCUCCAGAAAGAGAAGGCUGGACAUCUACAAACCAGGUAUAUUUAUAAACAAGAAGCCCAAGAAAAAACAAGCAAGAUGAGUGAUGAGUACUUAUAGUCACGAUGUAGGAAUUAACUAAAAUUUCAGGUGCCCAAACAACUCCAGAAGUUCUGUAGCACCACCUACAGAUAACAAGUGGCAGUCUUAAAUUCCAGCUGGAAGGUGGUUUGACUCAGCUGCCAAAAAUGCUUUAUUUGGCAUGAGAUGGAGAAUGGGACAGGAGAAGACCUGGCUUUUAAGAACUUAAUGUGCACUCCAAAAUGCAGAUUCACAAAACUGACAAAAAAUUAUGCCUGUAAACAAAAUCUUGCAAUGCUCUUUUAGCGAGCAAUUCUGCAUCUGCUCAGUUGGCUGUAGCUUAGUGGUGGCUGGUACUAGCAACUGUCUCCUCAGAAUCACCCCCGACAAAGCUCAUGUGCCUGUUGCUGCAGGGGCUUGAGGGAGCAGGCUCUCCUGGGAUCAACUUUUUGCACAGGACCAUGUCAGUCUCCUGCCAAGAACUGAGAAGGUGGCAUCUAGCUGAGACGCAAAAGGCAUCCUGAGCUGAGAACUGCAGCACUUGGGGCACUCCCUGAAAUAAACGUGAACCCAAAGAACAAGCUUGCUUCUAAGGACACUAAACUUCAGUGACCCCAAGUCAUGAAUCUAGAGUCUUUGCAAUAAGUGUACUGUACAAAUGCUACGCUAAUUCAUCUCCAGCAAUACACCCCAAAUUAACAAAUAUUUUUCCAUCUUACAGUUUCUAUAUGUUCAUCUCGCCAAACAGCCUAAAGAGUCAUUGAGAAAAGCCCAUAUUCUGAUAUUAUGGAGGACAGAAAAGCCCACAAGGAAAGUAGUAAUUCCUCCUUCAGAGCAGAAUUCAAAAAAUAUGCAAUAAAUAAGGCACAAGCCAGACAAAAAGCAUAACAGAAAAUUUGCAAUGGUUGUUCAGAAGUAAAUGUCUGCCAGGAAGACAGGGACUCAAGAAAAAAAAAAGAGAAAAAAAGACUAAUCAUAUCACAUACAUCCAUAGAUUAAUUUAAGACUGUCAAAAAUAAGAUGGCAGCCCACCCCAUGUCUUCUCCUACUUUGAAGUGUUUCCAACAUUCAUACUCUUUUAAUACAACUGUGUGGAUAAUAUAACAAUCUUAAUAAUUCCAGGAAAUCAGAGCAGGUCAAAGUACAGCCAUUAUCAUUAAAACUUUUCCUUUCCUUGCUUGUUAUUUUAAUAGUCAGAAUUGUUUAAUCACUUAGACAUUUACACCCAGUAAAGCACCACACGAGAUUCUGUAAAACUUUAAUUUAUUCCCCUCCCACGUAUCCAGAAUAGAAGACCGUCUUAAGUUGAAGAAAAAUGUGACAAAGAAAUAAGAUUACCAGGAUAGCUGUUCACAUGAAGAAGAAGAAAAAGCACAUACUACCAAGGUUACACAGAAAACAACCCAAAAGUCCUAUUUAAUGGGAUAGUGCAAGUUAACAGCAUGUCUCUGGCAAGGAUACCUUCAUUUGGAUUAUAAAAGUUUUACAGAACAGAGUUAGAUCAAGAGUCUGGAUGGGUCUCUGGUAUUUUACUAUAGUAUUAGGAACGUACUGUUUGAAAGAUGCUGUACAGAAUGACCCACCAAACAAAUGUAUUUACAAGCCUGGGGAGAAAAAAAAAA
Molecule: messenger RNA, 7210 nt
Organism: Athene cunicularia (burrowing owl)
Lineage: Eukaryota; Metazoa; Chordata; Aves; Strigiformes; Strigidae
Gene: STX17
Product: syntaxin 17
Exons: 10
Coding region: 610-1512 (300 amino acids)
Biological process (GO): exocytosis; intracellular protein transport; vesicle fusion
Cellular component (GO): SNARE complex; plasma membrane; autophagosome membrane
Molecular function (GO): SNAP receptor activity; SNARE binding
Source: RefSeq, a predicted model, not a curated record